CCCACACUGCUGCACCGCCCCUGAACGCCACACACCCGUGGACCCAAAACAAGUCGGCGAGUCGUUUCCAGCUUUCCAUGUGAAAUAAAAAACAACUCCAAUAGGAUUACACCAUGAGUGUGACGAGUCUCUGCGGCGCCUUGCUGCUCUUCCUGGUCCUUCCCAGAGGCUGCCAGGGAGGCAAUAUCCUGGUCUUUCCCACCGAGGGCAGUCAUUGGGUAAACAUGGACAUUUUGAUCCGAGAGCUGCACUCCCGAGGGCACAAUGUGACCAUAGUGCGUCCCAGCAAGACGUGGUACAUCAAGGACAACGCCUCCUAUUACCACACCGUCUCCGUUCCCGUGGAGAAGAGCUUGAGCAAAGAGUUCAUCACCAGUUUGGUUUUUGAGAUUAUCGAGUUUGAGAGGGGGUCUCUGCCCUUGGUGACUUUUCUCCAUCUAAGCAUCGGGAUGGUCGGAAUGUUCCUGGAAGCUCAUAAUACAGUGGGUGAAUUUACGACGGCGAUAUUUGAAGAUAGGGACCUAAUGAAGAGAUUAAACGACAGUAAGUUUGACUUGCUUCUCACUGACCCCUGCUGGGGAGGAGGUGUCAUUGUCGCUAAAUAUUUGAACCUUCCGCUGGUGUACAAUGUCCGAUGGAUAAUUGCUACCGAAGGUCAUGUCGCCAUCGCUCCUUCGCCUUUGUCUUACAUUCCUAUAACAGGAACAGGCAACACGAACAAGAUGAGCUUUUUUCAAAGAGUCAAAAACGUUAUUGUAUUUUUAGUAGGCUACGCACAACAUAACUUAGUGAUUAAAAACAUAUACCAGAAAAUAUGCGAUAAAUAUAUGGGGCCCGGUAACGACAUGGAUCAUUUACUAAUGUCUGCCGAUUUGUGGCUUAUGAGAGCCGACUUUGUCUUUGAGUAUCCUCGCCCCACCAUGCCCAACGUCAUCUACAUGGGAGGCUUCCAGUGCAAACCCGCCGAGCCUCUACCCGACCACUUGGAGGAGUUCAUGCAAAGUUCUGGAGAGCAUGGCGUCAUCAUGAUGUCUCUGGGUACAUUUGUGGAUGAACUACCUGCCGACUUAACCGUCGACAUAGCGGCGGCUUUUGCAGAGCUACCUCAGAAGGUCAUUUGGCGGUAUAAAGGUGCUACGCCUUCCACUUUGGGGAACAAUACUCUUCUGGUGGACUGGUUCCCACAGAAAGACCUACUCGGACAUCCGAAAAUGAAACUUUUUGUUGCUCACGGUGGUACAAACGGCGUCCAGGAAGCUAUUUAUCACGGAGUGCCGGUUGUGGGAAUCCCGUUGUUUUUCGACCAGUACGACAACUUACUGCGUCUUUCAGACAGAGGGGCGGCCAUUAUAGUCCAGUUGGCAUCACUGAAUAAAGACAGUUUCCUGAAGGCCGUGCAGGAAGUUCUGGUGAAUCCGUCCUACAGGAUAAAUAUUCAGAGACUCUCUCGGCUGCACAGAGAUCAGCCCAUCGCACCGCUUGACAACGCUAUCUUCUGGAUCGAGUUUGUGAUGAGACACAAAGGUGCGGCUCACCUAAGGAGUGAGUCCUACAAGUUACCUUGGUACAUUUACUAUUCUGUGGAUGUUUGUUUGUUCCUGGCUUUAGUUAGCUUAGCUGGGUCCGUUAUGUUUUUCUUCACUAUCAAGUGUCUGUGCUCUGCUUUGUGUCGGAAGAAAGUCAAACUCGAGUAGUCAGUCUGGAGGUACAGGAAGUGUUUUUAAAACUUUGCAUACACUGGAAAAUCAUUGUGUUGCUCCAUCGUUCAUGCCACAUUUUCAAAUAGGGGUCGUUUGAAGGCCAUGCUAACCACAUUGUGUGUUUAUUUACAUUUUUUUAAAAGUACAUCCAAGAUAAAAUCUAUAUUUUUGGUUAAUUGACAUAACUAGUAGAUAGCAAUAAAUAUUAUGUAUUUCUUAGCUUAGCUUGAUACUUUGGUUGUUUGAUGGACGACCUGUCAUGUACUGUAUUUUGCAUAGCAUUCAUUCAUUCAUUCAUUUUCACGAGGGUCGCAGGGGUUGCUGGAGCCUAUCCCAGUCGUCUUCAGGCAGGAUACACCCUGGACUGGUGGCCAGCCAAUCACAGGGCACAUAUAGACAAACAACCAUUCACACUCACAUUCAUACCUAUGGACAUACCUAUGGAGUCGCCAAUUAACCUAUUAUUAUUAUAAUUAUUAUUGUUAUUAUUAUUAUUAUUUACUAAUUUUGCUUUGCAACUAACAUAUCAUAUAUAAUGUACAUAAUACACUAUAAUAAAAUACAACCAUACAGUAAUCCUGCCAUCUUUUCAUAGUUGGAGCAUAGAAAACAUGUUUCUGAUCUUCUAAAUAUGGCUUUUAACAUUAUUAGAGCCCUCUAGACAUGAAAUAACACCCCUAUAAUCACAUUUACAUUUGUAUUACUCCAAAUAAUAGAUAUUCAUUCAUUCAUUUUCUACCGCUUUUCCUCACGGGGGUUGCUGGAGCCUAUCCCAGCUGUCUUCAGGCGGGGUACACCCCGGACUGGUGGCCAGCCAAUCACAGGGCACAUACAGACAAACAACCAUUCACACUCACAUUCAUACCUAUGGACAAUUUGGAGUCGCCAAUUAACCUAUUAUUAUUAUUAUUAUUAUUAUUGUUAUUAUUAUUUACUAAUUUUGCUUUGCAACUAACAUGUCAUACGUAUAUAAUGUACAUAAUACACUAUAAUAAAAUACAACUAUACAGUAAUCCCGCCAUCUUUUCAUAGUUGGAGCAUAGAAAACGUGUUUCUGAUCUUCUAAAUGUGGCUUUUAACAUUAUUAGAGCCCUCUAGACAUGAAAUAACACCCCUAUAAUCACCUUUACAUUUGUAUUACUCCAAAUAAUAGAUAUUCAUUCAUGCAUUUUCUACCGCUUUUUCUCACGAGGGUCACAGGUGUUGCUGGAGCCUAUCCCAGUCGUCUUCAGGCGGGGUACACCCCGGACUGGUGGCCAGCCAAUCACAGGGCACAUAUAGACAAACAACCAUUCACACUCACAUUCAUACCUAUGGACAAUUUGGAGUCGCCAAUUAACCUGUUAUUAUUAUUAUAAUAAUUAUUGUUGUUAUUAUUUACUAAUUUUGCUUUGCAACUAACUCCAGCACCCCCAGCAACCCUUGUGAGGAUAAGCGGUAGAAAAUGAAUGAAUGAUUGUGAAAAAAAUCUGAUACCGAUAUCACAUUUUUAUACCGAUAUCUUGCCGAUAAUUAUCGGACAUGCCUUUUUUUUAAUAUACUUAUUAGUUUUCAUUAAUUAACAGAAAAACAUUUGUUCUUCUUUUUGAUCUGCAUAUGAAGUACAUGCAGUGUUUCCUUGUUCAGGUGGAAAUUUUGAUCCACUUUUUCAUGACUGAUCACCUCAUUCAUUCAUUUACCGGAGCAUAAAUACAUAGAAUGCAUUUGACUAUGGAAGAACGGCAGCGACAAGCACCUUCCAGCUCAUGCAUGCUGGACCUCUGAUAUGUGUUGGAUUAGUUAAUGAUUAGAAUUAUUAUUUAAUUAAUUAUUGUUAUUAUUAUUAUUAUUUACUAAUUUUGCUUUGCAACUAACAUGUCAUAUAUAAUGUACAUAAUACACUAUAAUAAAAUACAACUAUACAGUAAUCCCGCCAUCUUUUCAUAGUUGGAGCAUAGAAAACAUGUUUCUGAUCUUCUAAAUAUGGCUUUUAACAUUAUUGGAGCCCUCUAGACAUGAAAUAACACCCCUAUAAUCACCUUUACAUUUGUAUUACUCCAAAUAAUAGAUAUUCAUUCAUUCAUUUUCUACCGCUUUUUCCUCACGAGGGUCACGGGGGUUGCUGGAGCCUAUCCCAGUCGUCUUCAGGCAGGAUACACCCUGGACUGGUGGCCAGCCAAUCACAGGGCACAUAUAGACAAACAACCAUUCACACUCACAUUCAUUUCAGGACAAUUUGGAGUCGCCAAUUAACCUAUUAUUAUUAUAAUAAUUAUUGUUAUUAUUAUUAUUAUUUACUAAUUUUGCUUUGCAACUAACAUGUCAUAUAUAAUGUACAUAAUACAUUAUAAUAAAAUACAACUAUACAGUAAUCCCGCCAUCUUUUCAUAGUUGGAGCAUAGAAAACAUGUUUCUGAUCUUCUAAAUAUGGCUUUUAACAUUAUAUGAGCCCUCUAGACAUGAAAUAACACCCCUAUAAUCAUCUUUACAUUUGUUCAUUCAUUCAUUUUCUACCGCUUUUUCCUCAAAACGUGAUGUCACACUUACAUUAAAGACGGAUGAGAUGCUUGGAUGAGAGGAACAAUGACGACCUCAACAGUCCAGUUGUUAUUGAUUGAAUGCACUGAGAAUACAAUGACCUGUAUGAAUGAAAAUUCAUGAAUGCAUUAAUUAAAGACAUUACAUGGGUUCUAAAUGUGUAAUAAAUGUUGUCUUGUAUUCUGGUCGACUCAUUUUUGGACUCCAUCUGAAAUACCAGCGUAAAAAGCUGAAGACUAGAAUAAACAAAAACAAGUAUUAGCUCCCACUAAGCAGCCCAGUCUCUACAAUAAAGAGCAUUGUUCUUUAUGGAGUGAAUACAGGGUGGGUCAAGCAAAGCCAGGAAAUGUCUGAAAUCCCACUGGGGAAUUUUUUUUGCUCUCUCGCCCUCACAUACACAGGAACAUAAGCUUUGCUUUGAAUCUCAUUCAUCUAACAGGAAGCUUUAUUGACGGGAAAAAGUAGUAGCAUUGAAUUAAUCAAGCUUGGAUUUUAUUUAAAGCUCUUGAAUUGUUCUAGGAUGGCGUUUAAUGCUAUGAAAUAACCCCUUGCCAAGAUUCAAAACCAUAUUUCUUGAUAAUCUGUUCGAUAAUUUCCGGAGUUUUAAUGGUUAUUUACUCAUUAUUGCAUUCCAUUCUCCGCUUAUCUGAGUCCCGAAUCCCAAGAGUUUUUGUCCUACUUGGAAGAUUAAUUUUGAGUUAUUUUCAAGAGCAGUGAGUUUUAUUCAUUUUGCAUUAAUAUGUAAUUUAAUUUUCAUUUUUUUCUAAUUAAUUCAUUUUUAAUUUUAAUUUUUAGUUAAAUUAUUAUUUUUUUUUUUUUUUCAGUUUAAGUUCCUGCUUAUUUUUAGAUAUGUCUUCAAUGUAAGAUUUUCGGUCCUGUCGGUCAUUUGUAGUAAAGUCUUACCAAGUAAAAUAUACUUGCUGCAUGGACAGAUUUUUUUUUUUUAUUCUUUC
Messenger RNA from Doryrhamphus excisus (bluestripe pipefish), 5170 nucleotides. NCBI's taxonomy places the organism in Eukaryota, Metazoa, Chordata, Actinopteri, Syngnathiformes, Syngnathidae. The record is from RefSeq and is a predicted model, not a curated record.